Molecule: messenger RNA, 2409 nt
Organism: Dothidotthia symphoricarpi CBS 119687
Lineage: Eukaryota; Fungi; Ascomycota; Dothideomycetes; Pleosporales; Dothidotthiaceae
Exons: 7
Coding region: 119-2137 (672 amino acids)
Molecular function (GO): ATP binding; ATP-dependent chromatin remodeler activity
Source: RefSeq, a predicted model, not a curated record
ACACAAUGUUUUCUCUGGAAAGGCAUCUAGCGUUUUAGUUCAGUGAAUUAGGUUCUGGAGAACUUCAGACAAGAGGAAUCAAUUGCUUGAAGACCAACAAUCACGCCGAUACAUUAACAUGGACCAUCGCAGACCGCCGCUACCAACUUACGACCGUGAGAAUGUCACGAAUGGCCACUACGCUGGUUCUGAGGAACCAUCCACUAAACGGCGGCGGAUUACACCAGAGCCUCGAACGGCAACAGCCACAAAAACGGAGUUGCACUGUCGUUCGUUCAAUCUCGAAACUCUAGGAAAACUGGGGACUGCUUGCACUUCUUCGAUAAUCGACAAUCCUCAGCCACAUGCUACAUACCUUAGUGUGUCACAACCGCAGAUGUAUGACGUCUCACUCCAGACUGAAGGCUCAUCUGGUUGUCUGUACGAAACAGAACAGACAACCAAGAGCUGGUAUAGGUACCCCGAUACGGUUCCAGAAUCGUCUUUCGCCAGCGAGUCUUAUGCGUACUCUUUCCAUUCCGAUAAUGAGCGACCAACCAUACCCUGGGGAUCUCUACAAGAAUCGCGCAUCGAUACCUUGCAAGGUUCGUCGUACUCAGGACCUCCUCAAGGCCUGUCCACGAAUGAUGCGUCUCAUGUGGAUGCCUUGCCAAUCAGCCAGAUUUGUUUUGGCAUGAUCAUAGAUCUCGAGGCCACGUUUGACAGUCACCCGCUAUCCAAUCUGAGAAAAGAGUUGACUGCAGGAUUCUCUCCACCAUGCGGCUUGACCAUUAUUAACACUUUUCAUCAAGGCACGCUGAAUGAACGAAGUGCGAGCAUACUACAAGCGCUAUCCGACGAUCCUUUGGUUGACAUUCAGAUUGUUAUCAGGCCAACGGCAAGUACGAACACGAAACGGAAAGAACACACUCGGUAUCUACAACACGUCAGAGUAUCCGUUUCUGUCAUCAUAUACGGGGCAGAGUCGAUUCUCGAUGAGAUAGGAACCUUCUGCCAACAAGCCGACUUGUACUUGCAAGAUCCUAUAGGAGCAGAUCGCAAUGUUCGGUACAGAAAUCCUCAUCGUCUCUUUUCAGCCGAAGACAAAAUUCAUAUGACAUUCGACUUGCGCAACCCUGACUCCAACAUGACUGUCAGUCACAUACACAAUUCGGAUUUUCUGGACACCCUUGUCAGUUCACAGCCGUUACAGGAACUUGGAACGCCAUCCAACAUGAGGACACCGCUGUUACCACAUCAGCGACAGGCUCUAUAUUUUAUGAGAAAGAGAGAAUGUGGUUGGGCGUUCGAACAAUCUUCACAUGAUGUCUGGACACUAGCGAAGGAAUCGCCACAAUCGAUUUACCGUAAUAACAUCAACGAGACGUGGCAAUGUUAUAAACCCAUUCAAUUCAGAGGAGGCAUCCUGGCCGACUCGAUGGGGUUGGGAAAGUCGUGCAGUAUGAUAGCUCUGAUUGCGGCUGAUCUUGAGGAUAAUAUGCUGGGGACAGUUCCCAACGAUCACUGGGCCAGGGGAACCGAGGAUGUCUCCGCCACAUUACUCAUAGUUCCUCCUAAUCUUCUGGAAACGUGGGAAGAGCAGUUUCGAAGACAUCUGGCUUCGUCGAACUCGUUGAAGAUUCGUCGACACCAUUCCAUAAGACGCAUCUCGAAUCUUGAUGAACUCCGGGAAUACGAUGUUAUAAUCACAACAUAUCAAAUGGUCGAGGCUGAAUGGAAAAAAUGUAAAAGCUCAGAGAAAUCGCCUCUGUUUACAGCAUAUUGGCGUCGAAUAAUUCUGGACGAAGCACAUUAUGUGAGCGACAAUUCAAGUAGCACUUCGAAGGCUAUUUGCGCACUUGAGGCAAACGCCCGCUGGGCAGUGACUGGAACUCCACUGCAGAAUCGGCUCGGCGACAUAGCCACAAUAUGCCAGUUUCUUCGUGUGUAUCCGUACGGUGAUCCCGCUGCUUUCGAGAAAGACAUGAUCGUGCCAUGGAAAACCGGGCAUAACGACAUUGCCAUCACUAGGCUGAGAAGACUGCUUCAGUGCAUCCUCCUGCGACGGACGAAGGGUGUAGUUGUCUUGCCGUCAAGAACCGAUCUAAAAUUUACGCUGAAACUAAGCGGCGAGGAGCAAUGCCACUACAACGGAUAGUCUCUGGUACGCUGGUAAAUGGGUCGGGGUUGGGUAGGGGUUGGGUCUUACAUAAGUAUAACCUAACCCCUACCUAACCCUAACCUAACGCACAGUCUACCUUAACCUAACUUUAACCUAAUAUUUUAACGCUAGUAUUAGGUUAGAGUUAGGUUAAGGUUAUAUAGACCUUAAGUAGGAGUUAGGUUAUAUUAUAUCUACUCUAAAAUAUUUCUAGUAAUUAGAAUUUUAUAUUAUAUAGGUAAGUAUUUUAGUAAGUAUUAGAUUAGGAA